Drosophila sechellia is the source of this 5008-nucleotide messenger RNA. RefSeq names its product BTB/POZ-zinc finger protein abrupt (gene ab). Gene Ontology annotation, biological process: regulation of transcription by RNA polymerase II. Gene Ontology annotation, molecular function: protein binding. Gene Ontology annotation, cellular component: nucleus. Bases 758 to 3460 code for a protein of 900 amino acids. The record is from RefSeq and is a predicted model, not a curated record. The transcript is spliced from 8 exons. NCBI's taxonomy places the organism in Eukaryota, Metazoa, Arthropoda, Insecta, Diptera, Drosophilidae.
CAGUACAAUUUCAGAAAUCAGACGGGCAGCAAGUGUCGUGGUUCAAUUGUGCAGUGUUGAAAAAUCAAACUAAAUUCAAAAUCGGCUUUAAAGAAAACAAAUUCAUAAAGGGCAAUACCCAAAGAAAAUAACCCUCAGUGUUUCAAAAGUGUUCAAAUUUUACAAUUGUGGCAUCACACCAACAAAUUCAGCAAUCAUCGUGAAUUUUUCAAAAGAAAAUACAAAAAUCAACAGUGCAAACGACACUGAGUUGCAGCUGAAAGUGGAAGAAGCAACUGCAGCAGCCGUAUAAAAUUCGAACAGAAUAGACAACGCCAUUUGGGAGAAGCAACAAUAACACUUGGAGCAACAUCCAUAAUCGAAAGCUAAGCCACAUCAUCGAAAUCUUCUGGCAAGCAGUGGAAGCAGCAUUAACCAGCAGCAACAUCACUUAGCUCCGUCCAUGGGCGCCGUGGCAAACAGAGUCCGGUGAAAAUGGACAAAGGCCGCGCGAGGCUGCCGCCGAAUUAGCAGAGAAGCCGGAAAAUCCGUACAUACGGACGGGCAGUGUAAAUAUUUGCCAGGCCCCCUCAAAAAAAAAAAAAAAAGGAAAUAUUAAAAGAAAAAGGAAGAGCACACACACAUAACAAAGGCGAAGCAGAAGGGGAAGCAUUUGUGCGACAAUAGCCAAGGAACUAGCCACAAAAGAAGAAGCAACCGGGUCCAUUAAGACAGCCAAACCAUCCGAUCCCAUCCCGGCUAGACGAGGUCCACUUAAAUGACCGAAUCCACACAGCUGCAGACGGCGGAGAACAACAACGCGGGCGUGGUCAAAAUGGAGCCCCCGCCGCCGGCGACCUCCUCCGUUUCCGUAUCCGCCGCAGCAGCCGCCCACGCCCUGUCCUCCCUAUCCUCACUCACGAUGGCCGCCACCGGAUCCGCCCUCUCGCCGGCCACGCCCCCGCCCUCCCUGAACCUCUCACAUCAGCAGCAGCAGCACCAGCAGCACUACGCCCUCAAGUGGAACGACUUCCAGAGCUCGAUCCUCAGCUCCUUCCGUCACCUGCGGGACGAGGAGGACUUCGUCGACGUGACACUGGCCUGCGACGAGCGCUCCUUCACCGCCCACAAGGUCGUCCUGAGCGCCUGCAGCCCCUACUUCCGCCGGCUGCUCAAGGCCAAUCCCUGCGAGCAUCCGAUAGUCAUCCUGCGCGACGUGCGCUGCGAUGAUGUCGAGAAUCUGCUGAGCUUUAUGUACAAUGGUGAGGUGAAUGUGAGCCACGAACAGUUGCCCGACUUUCUGAAGACAGCUCACCUGCUGCAGAUUCGCGGUCUGGCGGAUGUCAAUGGUGGCUAUCCCUACUCCAAGGCUUUGUCCGCCGCCUUGAGUCACAACAGCAGCAACAACAACAACAACAACAACAGCAGCAGCAACAGCCUAAGCAACAACAAUAACAAUAACAACAAUAAUGCUGAGAGCAGUAAUCACAACAAGAUAAGCAGCUAUUUAUCGCCCAAUCAAACGAGCGCCGCGUGCAACAACAGCAGCAACAGCAAUAGCAACAACCACAGCAGCAGCCACAACAACAGCAGCAGCAACAACAUCAGCGGAUCCCUGAACAGCAGCCUGAACUCACCGUUCAGUGCGCCACAGAUACCGCCACCAGUGACCGCCUCGAGUGCAGCGGCUGCAGCAGCAGCGGCCGCAUCCCUGACCGCCGCAGUUGCCGCAGCAGCGGCAGCAACAGCAGCCAGUGCCGGCAGCAGCAGCAGCGCCAGCGGACAGACGAGCGGUACGCCCGCCAUCCAGGAGCUGAAGGCAUCGUCGGCAGCGUCGCCCGUAAGAAACCCGAACCCCAAUCCCAGCAAAGCCAGCAGCAGCAACCACUGGGACAUGGGCGAGAUGGAGGGCAGCCGGAAGAGCCAUCUGACACCGCCGCCACAGAAACGCAUCAAGAGCGCGGACUUGUUCCGUGCCCAGCAUGGCAUCAGUCCCGAGCGAUUGCUGUUGGAUCGGGAGUUCCCCGUCGCCGGACAGCAUCCGCUCACCCGGAACAGAAGCGGUCGUGACACAUCCAAGGAUCGGGAGCGCAACAUGGAGUUGAGGGAAUCGCUACUAGGACAGGCUUUGGAGAACAGCAACGGACAGCAGGCCAACCCGAAACACGAACUCGGACAGAGCGCGGGUGAGGAUUCGAACAGCAGUGAUACGGAGCCCUCGGAUCGAGGCGAUGGUCAGCACGAUGGAACCCUCGACGGAAUUGACAACCAGCGCUCGCACUCGUUCCCCAAUGCAUUCCUCGGCCUCCAGGGCAUUCCAGGACUUCUGCCAGGACCCUCUGGCAUCAACAGCGAUUUCGGCACAUUCCUGAAUGCCAAGAGCGGCAUCAAGCAGGAGGUGUUGGAGCCGGAAACGGAAGAGGACGCAGUGCAGCAGCAGCGACCGCACGAGGCCCAUGCCGCCGACCGUCGUCCUGCGGCCUGUAAGCUGGCCAAGCUGAUGCAGCAGCAGGAGCAGCAGCAGCGUCAACUGUUUGACCAGCGGCGCAGCCACCACCAGCCUCACCAUCACCACCAGCCGCAUCAUCAUCGCCACCACCAUCAUCACCAGCAGCGCAUCAACAACAAUAACAACAAUACGAAAAAGAACCGAUCGGCCAAUUCCUCGCCCACGCCGUCGGCUCGAUCCUGGAAUGACAGCGAAGAGGAUCAGGACAUGGACUGCAGCAGCGGCAACCAGCAGCAGCAUGCGCAGCAGCAGCAACAGCAGCACAAUAGCAACGAGGACGAGGAUGAUCGCUCCUCGUCGGCCUCCUCGGCCAUUUCCUUGACCAUGAAGAGAACGCGCCAGGAUAGCGAGUCCACGCUCUACCAAACGCUGCUCAUGAAGCAGGAGCAACACCAGCAGCAGCACCAGCAGCAACACCAACAGCAGCAUCAGCAGCAGCAACAGCAGCAGCAGCAGUAUCUGGACGAGCUGCAGCAGUCGCACCAGCAGCAACUGACGGCAAAUCUGUUUAUGGCCAGGACAAUAGCUCUGAGCAGGUCACGAGAUUUUCCGGAACUCUUUCAAAACACCAUUGCCGCGGCGGCUGCGAAUGCGACAGCUGCAUCGGCCAGUCCCGGUAACAAUGCCAGUGGACCCGGUCAGGUGGUGGCAACCGGACCCGGACCGGGACCAGGAAGUGCUGAACCCGUGGCCAUGGGAAGUGGCAGCGGAGCGGCAGCCGGAAACAGCAACUACAUGCUGCCAUGUCCGCUGUGUGAGACACCACUGGAGCAGCGGGUAUUCCGGCAGCACCUGGACCGACACUAUCCGCGCGACAGUCCCGUCUGUCCGGUGAUCGAGUGUGGACGCCGGUUCGCGCAUCCCAAUUCGGUGCGGAAUCACAUGCGCAUCAAGCACACGCUUCAGUGGGCCAAGAUGAAGGCCAUGCGGUCAUCGGGCGGCCCCUUCGCCGGCGGUCCGGACUUCAAAUGAAACUGCGAGGCCGUGGGCUAAUGUUACUCCGCGUAGUCACGCUAAAAGCUUUCUAGGUUGCUGCUUCUCAGUCAGUCACAAUGGCGACAAUAAAUCGAAUCUAACUCGCAAUUCACGAGAAAUCACCCAGUCUCGAGACACUCGCAUCUAUCGUAGAUAGCCAAAAGUAGUCCAAGACCCACUCGGAGUCCCACUAUAACUAAAAGUAACUGUAAGCGCACGAGAGAUCCUUGCCCAAGGGCCAACUACUGCUGCACAUCCUGCCCACCAGUCACUGAAGCUCCUCCAAGUGGUCAAUUUGUUCUUUCUUAGUCCAUAAAAGGUUUCAUUUGGGUUACCAAAAAAGAUGAUCUGGGUGUCCUUUACGGAUUUGUUACCAAAGGAUUCAGUACGAUUCGGUUCAUUGUUUAUUAUUUAUGUAGUAUACGAGUAUAUACGAGUAUUAACAAUUAAAAAUUCAUACUUUCAACAAACGGUAAGAUAUAUACCCAAUGAUUGCAGAGGAGCUACAUGAUUGGCGGCGAUGGAUGAACGCUUUGGGUUAGGAAACUUACAACAAUUAUUACGUUCCUAUAUGCGAUAAAGUACAUAUACUACAAGUGCAGCUCUAAUGCGUUUACCUAAGGCAAAAGUAAAUCUCAAACUCUGAAUUCCUUUACACUAGCUAAUGGAGAUCAAAUCUGUGGGUUUGGGUUCCAGAAACGCUCCAGUUAAGCAAGCAUUGUGCAGUAUUAAAGUAAAAGCUAACGAAACCGAAGAACUACACACCACAAGAAUAAUAACAUUAAUUCAUAGAGUUACAUAAGCAAAAUACGUAUGAUUAAGCCAUAGAGGGUGAGAUAACUAUGUAGAUAAAGAGCUAAAAACGAGCAAACAAAGAAACAUGAUAUAUAGAAAUAUAUAAAGUAGUUAUUAUGAAUAUUGAUACUGAAACAAAAUAGAAUGUGCCUGCGUAAUAUAUUUUUAGCCAAAAAAAAGUAAAACCAAAAAAUGAAAACUGAAAAACAAGUAAACCAAAGUUGAGCAUUAAAAGAGAGAUACGAACGAAAGUGAAAAAAAAAACAAUGAAAAACUGAAAAACUGAAAACGAUUUGUAUUAGAGAAAGUUCAAAAUUCAAGGAGAUAUUUUUUUGUUGAUUACCCCUAGGUUCACUAAGCUGUAAUUCGAAUCAAUUGGCGGCAUAACACUCCAAGAGCAGACAUACGUAAAAAGGUUCCUAUAAUGUUAAUCAAAAACACACUAAAAACUCCAGACAAAACUGGCUAAAUGAGGUCCAUCGAGAUUGCAUCCCGAUGAUGACUAAAUAUAAAUUCUAUUUCGAAACGGACAAUUUUACAAUUGUAGUUUAUAAAGCCCAAAGAGAAAACAAGCAUAUGUACAGCGAUUGUACAACCGUUUGUAUGCCAUUUUAGUUUGCGAAAUUGUCUGAGGGGCGAAAACAAAUGUAUCUAGUAGGAGUAUCUUGUAUCUGCGCGUUGCCUGAAGGAAUGUAUUUGAAGGUGGCGGCAAAUCUAUUUUGGUGAACAAUAAAGAGCAAACGAAGACUA